AUGAUUCUAAUAAUUGAACAGACUUCAACCCGAGUCGCGGAGAUGCUCUUGCCUUCAUUGAGAUCACUCCUUGAAGGAGAUACCGAAGAUGGUCAGCCUCUAGUUGACACCACUCUCGAUGAUCACGAGGAUGGCAUGCAAGAUAUUGUUUUUCGCUCAUCCUCUCCGAUGGAUUGCGGUUCUCCGCACGCAGGGCAUAGCCAUGCUCCUCCUCCUACUGAUGGUAUAUCUGCUCGCACUCUCUUUCUAUUAUUUGGGCUAUCUAUUCACUCAUUUUUCGAAGGAAUUGCUUUAGGUGUACAGCAUGAUAAAGAUGACUUCAUGAACGUACUCAUUGCUGUGAUGUUUCACGAGGUAUGCGAUUUCCAUAGCUAUUCAACUUUUUCACAUCACUAC
Molecule: messenger RNA, 396 nt
Organism: Ostertagia ostertagi
Lineage: Eukaryota; Metazoa; Nematoda; Chromadorea; Rhabditida; Trichostrongylidae
Source: the annotation of a GenBank genome assembly